UUAGACUGCGCGGUAACAGAUCCAACCUUGACACAAUAACGCUAAGCCUUACCAACAAUUUCACUAUUUGGAUCAGCCAAUGGAAACAAGACUGGCCCCAUCCACCCACAACAUCACUGGCUAUAAAUAUCGAGCUGUAAUUGUCUCGUUAAUUAUCUUGCCUAGCCGAGUUCAGUAGGAAUGUCUAAAGUUAAGGUUGGAAUUAUUGGGGGUUCUGGAUUCGAUGACCCAAAUCUAUUCAAAAAAGUAGGAGUGCGACAAGUGACUACUCCGUUUGGAAAGCCGUCAGAUGCUCUUAUCGAAGGUUUUGUUGGAGAUGUUGCAUGUGUUGUGCUUCCCAGACAUGGUAAAGGACACUUAAUUCCGCCCAGCGAAGUCAACUAUCGCGCCAACGUUUGGGCGUUGAGAGAUCUCGGGUGUACUCAUAUAUUAGCUACCAACGCUUGUGGUAGUCUACAGGAGGACUUAGUACCUGGAGAUUUCGUUGUUCUCAAUCAGUUUUUGGAUAAAACUUGGGGUCGUGAAAAUACGUUUUAUGGAAGUAAACCUGAUUCAUUGAAAGGAGUCUUACAUAUGCCGAUGGCAGAACCAUUUUGUGAAAGAACACGUCAGAUGUUAAUCCAGGCGGCCAAAAAUAAAUCAAUAAAUGUUUAUGACAAAAAAACUAUGGAUAAAUCCGCCUGUAUUCAUCCAUGUGUACAUACUGAAGGUUCUGCAGUAACUAUCAAUGGUCCACGUUUUUCAACUCGUUGCGAAUCAUUUGUUCAUAAGGCAAUGGGAUUGGAUAUAGUUAACAUGACAUUAGUUCCUGAAGUUUCAUUGGCUCGUGAAGCUGGUUUAAGUUAUGCUUCUAUAGCAAUUGUUACAGAUUUUGAUUGUUGGAAAGCAGAUGAGGAACAUGUCUGUGUUGAUAUGGUUUUGGAACAGUUUCGUAAAAGUAUUGUUCACGUUAGAGAAAUUCUAUUAGAGGCUGUGGCAUUGAUUGGUGCUGAAGACUGGACAAAAACCAUUGAAGCAAAUAAGGCGCUAGUGUCCAGCUCGCGUCAAGACUUGCUUCAUCAAGAAAGUAAAGGCAAAUAAAUAUGAGGAUAAUCGGAAUUUAUUGUCUGUGAACAUGAACAAAUGAAGUUUAAUUGACUAUUUUACAAAUAAAGAUUUUAAAGAAUGUUCUUAUUUAAUUGACAGUAAUUAUGAAAUUGAAUAUUUUUCAUGACAAGUGUUUUCUACUUUUAAUUGGUUGUUUUGUUAGAAUCCUAUGAAAUUUGUAUUUGAAAAUAAAACUUAAAACAAUAAAAUGAGCAAGCAUUUUCUUUUUUUUUAAUUCGGUUCAGUGUAAACAGUUAGAAGUGAAUUCAAUCAGGCACACAGCCAUGAGUAAUGUAGAAUCUGGCACAUUCGUUUUUAAUCAGUUCAAUAUGUUUCUAUACGCUAUGUUUAUCAAAACUGUGAUAUAUGCGUGAUGUAUUACAUGAAAUCGAGUUUGCAAUGGAUUCUGGAGAUCGUUCAUAACUGACACCAUCUGAUGUCGAGGACUAAAAUCUGAAGAUGAACACAAGUGACAGCUCAAAAUAACUUAAAUCAAGUUAUUCCCCUGUUUCUCCAGGUAAAUCUCACUAAGAUAGUCUAGGAACAACUUUCUAGACUUAUUAUACGGAAGAAGUAUUUAAUUUCCGGGGCAUUCAAGAUCAUAUUUUAGUAGUAAUAAUAAAAUGACCAACUAACCUAAUAUUUUGAAAUCAACUUUUAGUUAGAGUUUUCAAUUGAGGAGGUCCGUGGUUUGGACUCAGGUUCAGUUAUGUAUUUCCUCAUAAAGUUAUUAUGGCAUCCAUUUUGUUGUGGCGUCGCCCUUAGCAUGUCUAAUUCUUCUAUAUUAUCCUAAUAGUAUAGUCACUGGAUUUCAUCACUCAGAUAUUUAAAUAGAUUAAUUUUAUGUUGCGGGGUGUGAAGCACGUCCAUCGAUUGUUUUGACAUGUGAAGAAUAAGAUACCGUUCAAUGAAAUCCGUCUCUCUAAUAGGUUGUAUGAUCUAUGCAGUAGGACUGUGCUGAGUAAAGAAGCUUGGACGGAACUGUAUAUUCACUGACUUACGCUUGUUACUCCCAAUGUAGCUAUAGGCCGCCGAACCACUCUGCCCUGGGCAUUCCUUUCUAGUUCUAUCCAAUUGUUGUUCAUUCUUCUUAUGUCUGUCUCCAUUUCUCG
This is a messenger RNA of Schistosoma haematobium, 2198 nucleotides long. RefSeq lists its product as uncharacterized. Gene Ontology annotation, biological process: nucleoside metabolic process. The transcript has 6 exons. Gene Ontology annotation, cellular component: cytosol. Bases 181 to 1080 code for a protein of 299 amino acids. The record is from RefSeq and is a predicted model, not a curated record. NCBI's taxonomy places the organism in Eukaryota, Metazoa, Platyhelminthes, Trematoda, Strigeidida, Schistosomatidae. Gene Ontology annotation, molecular function: S-methyl-5-thioadenosine phosphorylase activity.